AUGAAAAUUCCUAUAAUUUUCACUCUUUUUACAAUUUUAGCAUUAAUUCAUUCUCUACCAUUAACUGAAGAUGAACAGUUUGAACCUUCAAGAGAGCUGAAAAUAUGCAAUUAUGUUGAUGAUCAAUCGUUAAUCGGUGCUUUUACAUGUUUCUUUAAAAGAAGGGGUGGUGGCCAUACCAGUAGUGGAGCUCAUGUAGGUAGUGGUAGUCAUACUGGCCAUAGUGGUGGAUCUACUGUUAAAGGUGGUUCCAAUGACUCUUCUUCAUCAAGGAAAGGUGACACUGGAUCUUCUUCAAAUUCUAAUGGAAAGGGCAAUGAUAACGAUCCACCACCACCAUAUUCUCCAUCUGAUCCAAACCCACCACCAAGUUAUGCUAAUUCAAAUAACAAUAAUAACAACAAUAGAGGGAAUAAUAAUAUCGAUUCUUCCUCUAACCAAAACAAUCAACAACAUCCAAACCCAAAUGCAAAUGUUGGUUCCAAUAAUGGUGGAAUAUCUCCUGCUGUGGUAGCUGGUGGAGCCGCAGCAGCUGGUUAUAUUGCUGGAUCACAUUCAGGGCAUCAAAAUAGUAAUGGUACAAACUCUCUUAGCAACAGUUCAGUCUCCGCCUCUUCUUCUUCUUCUUCUUCUUCUUCUAAAAAUGGUGCAAUAAUUGGAUCUCCUCAAUAUUCUAAUAAAAACAUACUUGCUUUAGCUAUAACCAUAUCAAUCUUGGUCUAG
Molecule: messenger RNA, 723 nt
Organism: Arxiozyma heterogenica
Lineage: Eukaryota; Fungi; Ascomycota; Saccharomycetes; Saccharomycetales; Saccharomycetaceae
Exons: 1
Coding region: 1-723 (240 amino acids)
Source: RefSeq, a predicted model, not a curated record